Erinaceus europaeus (western European hedgehog) is the source of this 2532-nucleotide messenger RNA. Its product is annotated as E3 ubiquitin-protein ligase TRIM38-like. The record is from RefSeq and is a predicted model, not a curated record. Lineage: Eukaryota; Metazoa; Chordata; Mammalia; Eulipotyphla; Erinaceidae. The coding region runs from base 172 to 1050 and encodes 292 amino acids. Gene Ontology annotation, molecular function: zinc ion binding. The transcript is spliced from 6 exons.
CUAACAGUAGUUUCACUUUCCACCUUAACUCCUGCAGAGUGUACGUCGUUUUUGUGCAGGCCGAGGAAGAGGCAGCUAUGUAGUGAGUAGUGGGAAAGUCCAGGUGAAGAUUUCCUCGGUGGAAAACUACUGUUGCAUGGGAAGUGAAGACGGGUGAGAAAAAAAAAAAUCAUGGCCUCAGCCACAGCUUCUAAGAAGAUGAGGGAAGAAGCCACCUGCUCUAUCUGCCUACAGCUGAUGACUGAACCAAUGAACAUUGACUGUGGACACAGUUUUUGUCGCUUGUGUUUAAUGAAAAUCCUUGAGAACAAAAUCCCUGUUAUGUUUGGAGGGGGAAGCCACUGUCCUUUGUGUAAGGUUAUUUUUAGACGUGAGAGUCUCCGUCCAAAUAAACAACUGGAAAAUCUCAUUGAAGCCAUCAAGGAGAUGGACCAUGAGAAGUUGUGUGAAGAACAUGGAGAGCAGCUCCAGCUGUUCUGUGAAGAUGAUCACCAGUUCAUCUGCUGGCGCUGUGAAAGGGCAACACAGCACAAGGGACAUGUCAUAACUCUAGUUGAAGAUGUACGUGAAGGCUACAAGGAAAAGCUCCAAAAAGCUCUGGUGUACCUGAAGGACCGUGAAGCCCUAUGUGAUAGUCUGAAAUUGUUCACAAGAGAGCAAAUAAUUGAAUGGAAGGAGAACAUAGAGCUUCAGAGACGAAAAAUUCAUUCUGACUUUGAGAAUCUCCAUAACUUCCUGCAUAAGGAGGAGACAUAUUAUCUAUGCAAACUUCAGGAAGAGAAAGAGGAGAUUCUGAGGAAACUACAGGAGGGUGAAGCCAAUCUAGAAAAACAAAGCUGUGAACUCCGGAACCACAUCCUGGAACUAGAGAAGAAGUGUGAGGGUUCAGCUCAGAAAUUGCUUCAGGAUAUGAAUGAUACUUUGAAAAGGAGUUUGACUGUGCAGCUGAAAGCACCAGAGAUUGUCUCUUUGGAGGUCCAUACUAUGUGCAAUGUUUCUGAACUUUACUUUGAUGUGAAAAAUAAUUCACAUAGUUCAAACACUUCAUGACAGAUUAGAAGAGCUUCACGUGAAUUAUCCUGUUUUAUAUCAGUUAUCUCUAAAGGAAAUAUUAACAUCUUACAAGUGAGGAAACUGUGACACAGAGAGGUGAAGUGAAUGUUGUUAACAAUUGCACAAAUCAAGGAGUGAUAACUCAGCCAAUCUCUCUCUAGAUUCACUCUCUUAAAUGACUCUGCAAUGUGGCAAAAUAAUAAUAAUAAUAAUAAUAUGUUUUUGAUUCAAGCACUGAGGAAAUGUGUAGUGGGUUUUUAUUUGUUGUUAAUACACAAAAUAUUUGUAUAAAUGUCCACAUGCUUUCUUAUGUCCUGUAAUUGGAUUCCUGAAGAGAUAUACCUUAAACUAAAAAUGCUGCCAUUUAGAAAAAUAGAUUUUAGUUUUGCUACAUAUUCAGUAAAUCUUGAAAUUGUACUGAUUUACACCCAAUCAACCAUAGUAGAGAUUCCACUGUUCCACAUAUCUGUUUCUUUACCUAACAUUUUGGCAGAAUGGUAGAUUUGACAGUGUACCUAGUUGGGAGUUAAAUUUGUGUCUCUCCAACUUUGCUAGUGAGGUUGAAAUUUUGUAUGUUCAUUAACUCAAUUGUGUUACCUCAGAGGAUAAUCUUUUAGCUAGAUAUUAAAAUGUAUAUAGACUUGCUUUCUGAUUUCGCCUUAUUCAGUACACAUUCCAUCUAUACCUUAGAUACUGCUAGGCUUGUAAUGUCUACUGUACUAGUCUUGCUGGGCUACUCAGAUAUUUAAUAUCUUCAAUUUGUCCACCAGAGCUACUUAUGACUUAUAUAAAGAAGAACUUUAAAAUGUUUUGUAGUGAUUGUGGUCACAACUUUGCAUUGUAAUUCUGUAGUUUUUGUAUUGUAUUACUGGAGACUUCACUAUUUAUGCAUAUAUAUAUAUGAAAUAAUGAUAUAUUUAUAGUAAAUUGUGUAUUUUUCUUUACAAAUUGAUGCUUUACAUUCUUAUUCAUAGUUUGACUUUACAUAUUUAUAUAAUUGUGUAAACAUGCAUAUAAUACCAUAACCUCAUUAAGAAUGAUCAUAUUAACUAUGCAUAUUUUAAAUGAUAAGGUUUCUAGAUCAUUAAUCUGUGUCAACUAAAAAGCAAACAAGAUAUGCCAAAUUUGUCACAAGGCAGACUUCACACAUACUCCACAAAAAGCAUCUCCCCUCUAGAUGAGGUUUCCAGAUCUGUCCAGUCCCAUUCCACUUGGAUCUCUCUUCUUGAAGUCCCUGCAGUGGGGUGGCACUUGUACCACUUGUGAACUACUGCUAAAGGGGGGUAAAUGGUAAGACACAUGGGACUGCCCUUAACUGAGGUCUCAUCUCAAUAUCAGGGGAACUCUAACCCUAGAAUGAAGUUCCAUCUCCUUGGAAUCAGUGAAUUGAAGGUUUGUUAAGAAAUUUUAUGUUAUUUUUUUCCCCUGUUAUUGUGAAUGAAAUCAAGCCAGAAACAGAUUAAAGUACUCAUGAAAGAA